CAAUGGCGUCGAACUAUUUUCUAAUUUUUAGGAUUAUUACAGUUUUCUUGUAACGAUUUCAUUGGUUUAACUUCUUUUGGUUUAGAGGCGCUUUAGUUACCAGUUUGGAGGUUGUCCACCUGUGUUUUCUAUGCGUAAACAAGACAAGAGACAGAAGACAGACAGAUGAGACAGAGCAAGAGGAGCAAGAAGCAAGAAAAAAGAUUGUGUAAAAAUUUGGUAGCCAUAUUGUGUCACUUUAUUGGAUUAGUUUUGGAGUGAAUAUAAGGUUUACACCACAGCUUUAUCCCGAUGAAUCCCUCGUCGUCAUUCUCCUACUGGGAUAAUCCUCCACCUCCAGGCACAGAGUUUGACAUUGACGAAGAUGAGAGCCAGAAAACUGGGUCCUCGAGAAGCAAAGACAAAGUCACCGUGCAAACCGACUCGAACUUUGCCGAUAGGACCAGGCACAGGUCGCGUAGCCGCAGUCCACACCACCACAAGAGAAUGAAAAAGUCAAGGGGCCACUCUAGAGAUCGGCACAGGCGUUCGCAUUCAAGAACCCGAAGAAGGAGGAGAUACUCGUCCUCGCGUUCCAGGUCGCGGUCUCGCAGCUCUAGCUACAAGCAUAGAUACAAAAAACGGAGUAAACGUUCAAGGUCGCGAUCAAAGUCACGAUCCAGAAGCUAUUCGGUAUCUCGAUCAUAUAGGAGCGGCCGGGAGAGGGAGAGGAGACGCUCUCGUUCACCAAGACCGAGACGCAGUCAUAAAGAACGCGAGAGGGGUGUUGAGGGUGACAUUAUAAAAGAGGAAGAUAUGAAACUGGAGGAUUUGGAGGAAGAGGAGGGAUCUCCGGAGCCGGAACAGCCGCCCGUGCCGUUUAAGAAUGACGGCUCGUUUCUGGAGAUGUUUAAGAAAAUGCAGGAGCAAAAGAAAGAGGAAGAGGUGCAGGAGCAGGACGAAGCCAAGAAAGCGGCGGUGCCGGUUUUCGGAAAACGACGGGGCGGCAAAGUGUUAAAGACGGGCAUGGUACAAAAAAUUCGAACGCUCGAGGAGGAUUCGUCGAAGGCGCAGGACCCCUGGUCGGUGUACAUGAACGAAGUGCGAAAGUACAAAGAGGCGUAUUGCAACGACGACUCACAAACACGGCCCCUGCUUAAAUGAGGCUGGCAUCUUCUUAAAAUACCUUGUUCGCUGUCACUCUCAGUUAGACAGUAGAAUUGUUAAUUUUUUCUGAAAUUGUCAGGGUUCUCAGUUGUCAAUAAAAACAAAUCUGAACUUUGUCAUAAAAAUCAAUUUAAUAUCAAAACAUACUAAAAGAAGCUCUAUUUUAUAUUUAUUGUCGGGUGAAGAUUUUUUUUAAUUGAAAUCACUUAUAAAAAAAACAACAAAACAUCCAGUAUAUAGAAGCCUCCCCAGACACAAAAUCAUAAAAAUUUCUCUGCGGAAAUGCAUCAUUGUCUUUUUUCCGGCUUUAGAAUAACUGAAAUCAGUUACAAGAAAACGUAUUUUUGCUUUACAUUCUAAACACGUUUUUUGUAUAGGUAUGAAAUUAACCUAGUAGAUACUGUAAUUGAAAUAUCAAUACGUUACCGAAAAAAAAACGAAAAUAAACAAAAAUGAACCAACAAACCAAACCCAACCAAAACAAACCUAUCCAAGGCAAUUCCAAGUACCCAAUACUUUUCAAAUCUUGCUAUAUUUUACAAUAUUUUAUCAAUAAAUGAAAAUGGUAUGCUUCGCAAGAAGUUUUUUUGUGUGUCUUUAGAAAAAAUUCUAGAAUGAAAAACUAAAAUUUCAUUUCUAAAAAUGAAUAAAAACAUUUCUAAAAAUGAAUAAACAAAUAUUUCUUACAUACCUGAUUUCAAGUAAAUGAAACUUGAGCUUUAUUCUCUAUUAGAUAUUUAUUUAAUCCCAUCUAGUAGUUUUCAAAUCAUAUCAAAAUUGACAAUUCAAUACACCAUAGAAAAAAUAAAAUUUAAAUUAUAAAAACCUACAAAACACGUAAAAUCGUUAAGAAAAACAAAUAAAUAUGCACUGAGGCCUCUGAAUGACGAUAAUUAAUGGGCAAUGAAACUAGUUUUUAAGAAUGCCCUAAGUUCUUUAACAAUUUAAUAAAUAAUAGACCUUCUAAUAUGUAGGUAUUUAUAAAUUUAGUUUGUCUAAUUUUUGUAAAAUAUUUUUUUUCUUUUUGUAAAAAAUACUCUAAAAGGGUAUUAUUACUGUAAACAAUUUAGUUUUGCAUUUUUUUAAGUUUUUUGUUUAUAAUAUUAAUUAGAAUAUUGUCUUGAUUUAUGUAUGGAUACAUAAAGUAAUAUUUAUUUUAAUAUAAAUAGUUAU
Molecule: messenger RNA, 2319 nt
Organism: Sitophilus oryzae (rice weevil)
Lineage: Eukaryota; Metazoa; Arthropoda; Insecta; Coleoptera; Curculionidae
Product: serine/arginine-rich splicing factor 11-like
Exons: 2
Coding region: 292-1143 (283 amino acids)
Molecular function (GO): 5'-3' exonuclease activity; 3'-5' exonuclease activity
Source: RefSeq, a predicted model, not a curated record